GAACGAACCUCCCCGCCCCGCCCAUAUAAUCUAGCGAGCUGCGAGCGCCCUUGUACCGCUCGUCGAUACCUCUCGCCUCGCAUCGCAUCGCAUCGAACGUAUCGAAGCCGAGGAGAGCAGCCGAUCGACAUGGGUCUCAAGGAGGAGUUUGAGGAGCACGCGGAGAAGGCCAAGACGCUGCCCGACACCACCACCAACGAGAGCAAGCUCUGCCUCUACGGCCUCUACAAGCAGGCCACCGUCGGCCCCGUCAACACCGCCCGCCCCGGCGGCCUCUUUGAUAUGGCUGGCAAGGCCAAGUGGGAUGCUUGGAAGGCCGUCGAAGCCAAAUCCAAGGAGGAGGCCAUGGCUGACUACAUCACCAAGGUGAAGCAGCUGCUGGAGGAGGCUGCCGCCGCAUCUGCUUGAUCCCAGGCCACAAAACCGCAAUCGCUAUUGUUAUCCUGGUGGUGCAGCCAUAUGUGCCAGCAAACACAAAUAAGUUCCAAGUACUAGUUGUUGUCAAUCUUAUCGCCGUCGUGGGUGUAAUUACGUUGAACAAGCCCUGUGAUACAUGAAAGUGUAAUCUCAGUUUACACCAUGAUUGAUUAAUACUCCUACAUGUCUUCUGUUGUUAAGAUGUUUUUUCUUUUCUUUGGGGAAUCCCUGUUCCUGAUAAA
This is a messenger RNA of Triticum dicoccoides, 659 nucleotides long. RefSeq names its product acyl-CoA-binding protein-like. The record is from RefSeq and is a predicted model, not a curated record. Lineage: Eukaryota; Viridiplantae; Streptophyta; Magnoliopsida; Poales; Poaceae. Gene Ontology annotation, molecular function: fatty-acyl-CoA binding. Bases 130 to 408 code for a protein of 92 amino acids. The transcript is spliced from 4 exons. Gene Ontology annotation, biological process: fatty acid metabolic process.